Molecule: messenger RNA, 645 nt
Organism: Leptomonas pyrrhocoris
Lineage: Eukaryota; Euglenozoa; Kinetoplastea; Trypanosomatida; Trypanosomatidae
Exons: 1
Coding region: 253-645 (130 amino acids)
Source: RefSeq, a predicted model, not a curated record
GUGAGUUUCAGUGUUACGCAUUCACUGACAUCUCGUCACAGGAUACUUUUGUCGAGGAGUAGCGUUUUACGGCUGCUUGCUAGAGUACUUUACACACACACACACACAAAGAAUAAAACAGUCUUCAACUACCAUAGAUCAGUACUGUAGGCACAGUGGCUGCUUUUUUUUUCUACUUUUAUUAGUAGCGGCUACGGUGUUAGUCAGGUAGUGUAAACACACAUUGCUUUCAAAACUAUUUAUUGUAUCGACAUGGAGGUGGUGGAAGAGUUUCUGCGGCUACGCAGGGGAGGCAAGGGCGAGGAUGCCUAUGCUCUGCUGGCACCUGGCGCCUCUAUGGGAUGUCCGUGGGGUGGGAUGCAUCACGGACAGCGCAUUCACGACCUUCUAGUUGACGAGUCCCACUUUGUCAAGAAAGGUUAUUUAGAUCCUGUUCCGAUUGAAAAAAUUGACGAAGGGACGUAUCAGCGGAAGUUCCAGUGGGACAGAGGAAUGGGUGAGUAUGGCAACAGCGGUUUUUCUCACGUGGGCAUUCUUCCGAUGUGGAGGGAACUGUAUUUUGUGCGCGACGGUAAAAUUCAGCUUGUGACUGCUGAUAAGCAGCUGAAGAAGAAGUCUCUUGCGCACGCGCUCUUUGGCGUUUGA